Molecule: messenger RNA, 354 nt
Organism: Soboliphyme baturini
Lineage: Eukaryota; Metazoa; Nematoda; Enoplea; Dioctophymatida; Soboliphymatidae
Source: the annotation of a GenBank genome assembly
AUGUCGGUCAGAGAAAUUUCCUCAACCUCAGCUUUCGGGACCAGAGAUAACAGUCAAAAUGCGGACUACACUUAUUCCGUUCAUGAUAUGAGCGACGAAUCCAACUUUCGUGUUGUCAUCGACAUGAAAAAUCAACGAAAAGAAAACGUUAAAGUAGAAAUUUUCGGUCAAAAAAUCGUGGUCACAGCCAAGGAGCUACAGAACAACUCAUCGUCCAGUUCGUUUCGGUCAGUUUUUAACCUGCCUGUGAAUGUUGACCUGUGGUUUCUGUCAGCUCACUGGAACGACAAACACCAGACGCUCGAACUGACGGCUCCUAUCCGGGAAGAAGCCGAAGAACCUGGAAUCGAAUAA